CCGUGGUUGCCACGGCUCUUCUUUCCGUUUGCCAUGUAAACAAAACACCACUCAAGAAGAUAGCCUGGAUGCAUAGAGGCUGAAGGAUGCUCACCAGCAUAAAUGGGUUUGCAGCCCCAGCAGUGAAAUCAGAGGGGCCGUUCCCACUGGGGCCAUACCCACGGCACAUCUGGAUCCACGACAACACGCCCCAAGACGGGCUGGACAAGGCCUGCCAUGAGAUCUGGAAACGGAUGCAGAGCCCCCCCGAGGAGCUUCAGCCCAUCAUCUGCAUGGACCCACAGGGACCCCCAUGGAGCAAGAACGGUGCCCACAGCGGGGACUGGUUGCUAGAUGAAACAGAGGGACUUGAGAGCAUAUACAGAGCAGUGAUUGGAAACAGAGAAAGAGAGAUGAAAUUAAGAGCUCUCUGCGAUGCUCAGCUUUCUGCUAAAUCCACCAUCACCAACCUCCUGCGUUCAACAAGCUCUCCCAGGAUCUCCAAGGGGUUGGGGGACAACAGCACAACAGGUGCUGGUAGCACAGAGGGCAACAAGCUGGGGAUGCCAUUGCUGCUGAAGCACACAGAUAUUGCCAAAGGUCCAGACAGGCAACUCAUGGCUGAGGAAAGCAAGACAAUGAAAGAGUUCUUCCAGAAUGGCACUGUCAGUGCUGCAAAGAAUAGCACAGCUGUGCCAGCUCUGAUGGCAGAAAGUCAAACUGCAGGACAGAAGCAGCAGCUCCCAACACUUGCCAAGAUUUGCUCCAGACCUGACUCCAAUGCAGCCACAAAGGCACUGCAGAAUCCAGUAACUACUGCAGCACUGGAUAAAAAAAUAGUUAUAUACAAUGCCAGCACUUCCAAUCCACACUUUCCCGUUACUACAACCACCACAAACUUAAACCAGCCAAUGUGGCCGAGUCUGAGCUUCCCUCCACUUCCUCUAUAUCCAAACCAGCCAAACUACCCACCCUUUCAGGGUCCAUACCAGCGAGCAAGGAUCCCUUUCCAGCAACCUCUGCACCCUUCCUAUGGAUGCUAUACAAGACAGGGGGCUCCAUACAGCCCACAGAUGUACCGGUCACCCUACACUCCUAUGCUGAAUUACAUCCCCCUUGUCCAGCCUGGCUUCCCACACCAGAGGGCCCCAGCUCAGCUGCCCACCAGCAUCCAGGAUCUGCCAGCAGCACGUGAUGGGAUGCGGUUCACAUUUCCUCCUCCUUAUGGGUUUGCUGCUGUGCCUGGAGGAGCCGUGAGGCCAACACACCAUUACCCCCCCAAUGCGAACUGCGUCAACUUUUAAGAGAACCAGUUCUCCUAUUGCAAUAGCACCAGAUUUUUAUGUAUAUAUCAGGAUUCCUAGGAUCCCAUAAGAACUUUGUGUUUCCCCAGAGAGAAGAUUUCUAUCUUGAAUAUAAGUCCACGUGACUUACAUGUUAAGAAACAGCUGCGUGACAAAUCAGAAGUAAUUUAUUGUUGUUGAUUUUUUUUAGGAUGACAGAAAAAGGGGCUUUUUCCCUUUUGGAAGACAAAGACGUAAUAAAAAUGUUUUAUUUAUGACAGAUGCCUGAACACUUAAAAUUCAA
Messenger RNA from Coturnix japonica (Japanese quail), 1566 nucleotides. It is a transcript of the gene C17H1orf94, whose product is annotated as chromosome 17 C1orf94 homolog. The record is from RefSeq and is a predicted model, not a curated record. NCBI's taxonomy places the organism in Eukaryota, Metazoa, Chordata, Aves, Galliformes, Phasianidae.